Molecule: messenger RNA, 1668 nt
Organism: Argentina anserina (silverweed cinquefoil)
Lineage: Eukaryota; Viridiplantae; Streptophyta; Magnoliopsida; Rosales; Rosaceae
Exons: 4
Coding region: 53-1009 (318 amino acids)
Source: RefSeq, a predicted model, not a curated record
AUUUAGAUAGAGAUAGAAGUGGAACUCGAACCCAGAUCUAGAUUGCAAAGCAAUGUGGCGAAAUAAUUGCGAUUCAGAUGUUUCGAUUCCAGAUACGGAAGGAAAGAGACCGCGCUGUGAAAGCUCUUAUGAAAGGCAGUGUCGAGGCGGAAGUGGGUGGUCUGUGGGUUCAGAUCAACGCAGGUAUGAGGAGGUACAUUCUCCAUCAGAAGAAGAGAUAUGGUUGUCUGAAGAUGUGUCGAAUGAAGUAUUGUUGGGCGGGAAGGGGACCGAAGGGCAUCCAUGUGAGUCCGACAUUCCAAUAAUCUCAGGUUGUGAUCUACAAGAGUUUGAACGCGUAGUUGCCCGCAUACCGAACUACAGGAUUGUUGAAAUCGAAGAGAUGGGUUUCGGACCGGUUCACAUAGUGAGAGGUAUUAAGCUGAACGUUGAACUAUGCAAAAUGUUAUUGUCAAAUUUUGACGUUAAGAAUUCGACGGUUAAGAUACAUGGGCGCAACCUUUCCAUCAAUGCCAAGGACGUGAAACGCAUGAUGGGACUGCGGUGUAGGGGCACCGAAGUGGAUAUGAACUGCUCAAGUGAUGAUGAGGUUUUAUCUGAUUUGAAGAGAAGGAUGUGCGGCGAUGAUACUGAUAUAUCUUUGAAGAAAUUGAGGGGUAUGGUUUUGUCCACUUAUGACGACGAAGAGUUGUGGAAGGUUUGUUUUGCGCUUUAUGCCCUUGCCACUGUGUUCUGUCCCUCAAGACCAGGUUAUGUAGAUCGUAGAUUGAUGGUGCCAUUGAAGAAUCCAGGUCUGAUUAGGACCCAUAACUGGGCAGGAUUUGUAUUUUCAAAGUUGGUUGAGGGAGUGAGUGCGUAUCAGAGUGGUGAACCAAUUCACGUAGGUGGUUGUUUGAUUUUCCUGCAGCUUUUCUACCUCAGUGUACUUGGUGAGAGAACGUUGGUUAUUCCCACAAUUUGUCUACCUGUUUUGUCCUGGGGCCAAAAUGAGUGUGAGAGAAUGUACUAGAGGAUAGAAGAAGCUGGUGGAUUUUAUGUGACUGAGGGUGUUUGGGUGAGCCGCAGACACUGUGGAGGCAGAUCGUGUGAGUAUUCCGGUUCUGUGGAUUACAGUACUGGUUUGAAAACUAAUGUUGUUGAUGACAUGGGCGAAUUGAAGUCCGAGAUGGGGAAUGUGCAAACUGCAGUUGGAAGUUUGGAAACAAUUUUGUACGAUGUACUUCCAGAAAUUGUUAAAAUGGCCGACUUCUUGAAAUCCAUGAGGAGCACUGUUUGUAAUUUGAGGACAGAGGAAGGGAUGAGUGAUCUAGUAAGGAAAGUGAAGAAUGUCGUUGUCGAGAAGCAAAAUGGUGCCAGUACUGGGCGAUUUAAAAGUCCAGUUGAUGAGUCUGCCGACAUAGGCGCUGCUGACGGGCACCGAGGUCGGGAGAAAGUGCGUCAACAGAAGAGGUGUAGAGAAGAAUUUUCGAGGUCUGGUUAUGGGAAAGUGACGGCGGAGCACAUUAAACUCCCGGGAAUCAGAUUGAUUAGCGGUAUAAACGAUCUUUCACCCAAAACCAGGGAGCUGCUGGCGUACCUAUUCGGCAGAAAAGGGCGUGGAGCUGAGGCUUCAGCCAGGUAUGUCUAUUAAUUGUGAGAGUGUCUAGCUGUGUGGUUGAUUUGAUGAAA